GGCAAGAAUCCAACAAGCAGCCUGUGGCGGAAAAAAAAAAAGAAAAGAAAAAAAAUGGCCGGCCAGGAGGAUCCAGUCCAGAGAGAAAUCCACCAGGAUUGGGCGAAUCGCGAGUAUAUCGAAGUGAUUACGAGCAGCAUUAAGAAAAUAGCCGACUUCCUCAACUCGUUUGAUAUGUCCUGCAGGUCUCGUUUGGCCACGCUGAACGAGAAGCUCACUGCCCUGGAGAGGAGGAUCGAGUACAUCGAGGCCAGGGUUACAAAAGGGGAAACGCUGACCUAACCUUCCUGACCCUGAAGACAAGACAAAAUGGCCACACGUUCUUUUUUUUUUCUCUCCUCUUUCCUCAUUUACCUUAAAUAACCAUGUGACUGUUUUUUCGACCAGCCUUUUAAAGCCCCAGUUAGGAACUGCUGACACAGUACUGCGCUGCUUUGGGAUUUAAAAAGGGAACCUAAAAUAUGUGUAGUUUUGGUGAAAAAGGAUUGGAUCUAGCUGGAGCAGUUCCUCACUGCAGCUUUAAUGUGUGGGACCAUGAUGAAAUGUGACCAUUUUUAUUUUCUAUGAUGUCUGCCGCAGUAUGAGCAGUUGUGCUGUUAUUUUUGAUCCCCACUCAAUUUGGUACCGUCUCUGUGGUGCUUGCACAAACGUCUGGUCCUUCAUCUUGUCCCGAUUAAAUUUAAGCAGAUUUUAAUAACUGGGAAAUUCAGACACUAAACAGAUCAAUUGGAUAAAAUGAGGGUACAGUGAGCGAGUAUGAUGUUGGGGUGGGGCUGGGGGGAUGAGCCUUGAAAAAUGGCGCUUUUUUUGGGGGGGGGGACAAAAAAUGUCUUUUGUUUACUCUGCGCUGUUUGUGUGUGUGUCACUGGUUCUUGUAUAUAUUUUGUAACUGUUGGAACGCAAAAGCCUGCGUUCGCAGUGACAGUUUCUCACGCAAUAGCACAUCUUCACGCGGCGGCGGCGUGCAUGUGGGCCGAGAGACUGGAGGAGAGACUCAAGUGCCAAUUUAGAUCGUCAGACGUGACUGCGGCCUCGACAGCUGAUUUUGUUUUAAUGCUCAUACUUUGAUGUACUGUGGUUUAAAAAAAAUAAAAUGACAUUACAUAA
Messenger RNA from Neoarius graeffei (lesser salmon catfish), 1107 nucleotides. It is a transcript of the gene brk1, whose product is annotated as BRICK1 subunit of SCAR/WAVE actin nucleating complex. Gene Ontology annotation, molecular function: protein-containing complex binding. Gene Ontology annotation, cellular component: SCAR complex. Gene Ontology annotation, biological process: actin filament organization; regulation of actin polymerization or depolymerization; cell motility. The record is from RefSeq and is a predicted model, not a curated record. The coding region runs from base 55 to 282 and encodes 75 amino acids. The transcript has 3 exons. Lineage: Eukaryota; Metazoa; Chordata; Actinopteri; Siluriformes; Ariidae.